Moneuplotes crassus is the source of this 2393-nucleotide messenger RNA. The record is from the annotation of a GenBank genome assembly. NCBI's taxonomy places the organism in Eukaryota, Ciliophora, Spirotrichea, Euplotida, Euplotidae.
AUGAAUGAUCAAGCUGUCGGCGAAAAUUUAAAUGAGGAGGUCCAGAUUGAAGCCCCUGCUGUCAAUAUGGUAGACGGAAUCCCUCAGCCACCUCCUUUACCGAUGGAUAAGAACAUGAUCGGAGCAAUCAAGGUUAAGGAUGCUCUGUUCAUUGGAGAUGAGCUUGCAGCUCAAGACCUUGAAUUUGUUGUUAAUAAUAAAGUAACUCAUAUAAUAAACUGCUCUGGAAGACAAAUUGCAAACCACUGGGAGCCAAUCGGAGUUGCCUAUCUUACCUUCUAUUGGCUUGAUGUUGACAAUCAGGUCCUCUUCGAUAAGGAGGAUAAGAUCACUAACGAAAUCUUUAACUUUAUAGAAGAAGCUCAUGCUAAUGGAGAAAGUGUUCUCGUACAUUCAAAUCGUGGUCAGAGUCGCGCAUCUGCUGUCCUUGCUGUCUUUUUUAUGCAGAAAUAUAAAUGGACAUUGUUUAAAACUUUGGAAUUUCUAAAUUCAAGGAGGCCAGAUCUAGAAAUCAGAGCUGCCUUUAUAAACCAGCUGUCUGAUUUUGAACGAAGACUUACUUCACAAGGAAGAGGGCCUGAAAGCGGGGACUGGAACGAGAUUUCAAAUAAAAUAGAGACUAAUAAAGAUAACUAUGUUGAAAAUGAAGAGCUACUGCUCAGAAACACUUUUCUCAAUGCCCAAAUGGGUCCAAUUGCUUUGUACAAUAAUGAUGAUAAGAAUGAUAAAAUCAAGAAGAAUAGGCUCCGAUGGAUCGAUAAUGGACUUAAUGGAAAUCUGAGAACAAAUAUUUCUGAAGAUGACCUAAUUUACAAAGAUCAACCUGAGCCUGUCAUUAAUCACAAAAUCGCUACAGUUGACUUGAAAUCAAUUAUAAAAGCUCAAUUUGGGGAUCAAAACCAGAAGAACUUAAAGAUAGAAUUCUAUAAAUCAGAUGAACAAAUAGAUGAAGAGAUUAAGGUCUUAGAAACUGAUCUCCAGCCUCUCAAGACAGAAGAUUAUUCACAUAAGAUAAAAGAUGGUCUUGAAAGUAUCAAAAAUUCUGAUCCAAUUGUAGGAAAUUCUGCGAUGGGAAGUACACUGCCUUUGCCAAAGAAGAACAAUCUUUUUGAUAAAAAAAUCAGUGAGGAGUCCAUCAAUAAGGGCAUGCAUAACAAAAACAAGAAGAAACUUAAGCUGGUCAAUAAACAAUCUAUCAAAAAGGGAGCCCCUAAAACUCAGAACUAUAUUCUUGAGAAUAAGAGAAAGGUUAGAAAAGACUCCUCAAAGCGGAAGCGCAGCGCCAAGGUUAGAGAGCCCCUCUUCAGAACUGAGAAAGGGUUCAUGCCUCACACUAAAGGUGUACACAGAAAGUCAUAUUCAGAGGGUGUUAGAGACUCAAGAAAGGAAGCCAAGAAAGAUGUUGUGAUUAAUUGUAAGAAUCUGACCAAUGUUAAAAUUCAGAACUCUAAUUGGUCAACCCAAAACACUCAUCAGUAUAACAUCUUGGCUAUUAUUAAGGAUAACCAUGGGAAGAAUCCUCAAAAUUCUAAAUAAACCUAAGCAGAAGAUGUGAGAUAAAGGACUGAAGAAAUACUCGCAAGGAUAUACUCUCAACAAACUUACUAAGGAAGGGAUCUUAAAUCCAGCCAAAACCGAUCAUUAUGUAAAGGUCAUCAAAGGUAAGAACAAGUCUAAAAGGCUGAAUACAUCGAAAUAAGAGGAAGGUUACCUCCUAUGAGCAAAGAUAUUCAGUAAACUUGAAGAAUAGUAAGCCGGGACUUCUCUCCAAUUCAAAGGGAUUGUAUAAUGGCAAUUAUGGAGAAAGAAACACUAAUCUUGCUCAUAAACAUGCUCUAUCUGUAAGCAUCGGAGGAGGUACCUUCAACAGAAGUAAAAAGGAGAAAGAUGACCUUCUUAGUAAAAGUGUGGGACUUGAUGGGCUAGGAUCCUCACAUAAAUUUGGAUCCCUUAAAUCUACCUCUAAAUCUGAGAAGUUGGGAGCGAUAAAGAAAUCAGGACCUAUAAAAGCAACCAUUGCAACAGAUAAGUCCAGAAUGUCUAAAUAUGAGCAUCUCAGUAGUAAAUUUACUGAGAAUCCUCCUGAAAAGAGUACUAAAAAGCAUAAGAGAAGAGAUAAACGCCCUCAUAGUUCAACUUUUAUAGGAAAUUAUAAGCAUGAAAAAGAGUUAUAUAGCAAGAUAAUGGGUACUCACAAUAAAUCCAAAACCAAAGCAAUAAAAACUACGAGCACUGGGUUGAAAAAGAAGAAUACUAAAAGAGUCAGGUCAGCAUCCCCUGGAGGUUUGAGCAACUUCAUUUCACAUAAACCAGGGAAGUAUAAGGAACCUCAAAGAGUGAUUGGGAGUGGGCUCUACACAAUUUCAGGAAAAGUUUCCUCCAAAUAUAGCUAA